Molecule: messenger RNA, 2187 nt
Organism: Uncinocarpus reesii 1704
Lineage: Eukaryota; Fungi; Ascomycota; Eurotiomycetes; Onygenales; Onygenaceae
Exons: 1
Coding region: 1-2187 (728 amino acids)
Source: RefSeq, a predicted model, not a curated record
AUGACCAACGAGAAUCCGAAUAUGCGGCGAAUGCCACCUCCGCAAGUUCCCCAUCUCGAGCCCGAGCUCUUGCAUAAUGGAAUGGCGCGAGCCUACGACGGCGGGUCCAACGUCAACCGGAUUCAACCCCUGGAUGCGAUAAAUACUCAGUUCAAAAGGCUUAGUAUUGACCCUACGCUAGUUCACGAUGCGACUCUGGGAAACCUAAACCGGGAUCCAUUGUUCCGUAACCAUACUCCUUUCAGCGACGAGGAAGAUAGCUACAAUGAAGAGGAAGAGGAAGAAGACGAAGACGAACCCUACCAAGGGUGGUCCCUAUAUCGGGCAAAGCCCACUGCUGCUGGCCAGGAGCCGGAUUGGUCUCGAGUAACCAAAUCGCGAAUGAAUCUAUCCCAAGGAGAUCUGGAUAAACUCGUCAAAGAACAAAAAAAAGGCUUCGUCGCAAAGACCUAUAGCAGCCUCGGCCGGCUAAAGCGAAAGCAGAUUGACGAUUUAAUUGAGGAACUUAAAAGGAAAGACAGUCGGUUCAAUUGGGCCGUUGUUUAUAUCCAAGCCAUCACGAAGGAUACCGGGCGUCGAGGUUUUACUGUGACCUAUGUCACUAUCACAAUUAACCUGGUCCUGGAAAAGACUCUCAAACCUGGAGUCUCAUCCCCUCGGAAACCGUCUGCUCGUUUUAAGAACGAUACCGCAUUCGAGCUCAGAAGAAAUGGACGAGGACUCUCUCCUAUCCAGGGAUCCCACCCCCAGAACACUCAUCCUUCCUUACCCCCGGCUGCGCGAACGAACCCGGUACAUAUGGCACAAACAGACCCUCGUCCGCAACAUCCACAGCAACAUCAACCGCCGCCGCUCCCGCCUCCGCAACUGCUUCCGCAACCGCAUCCUCAAUCUCAUUCCCAGCCGCCCCGGCAAGUUCAUCCUUCACCCCAUCCACAGCCUCAACCCCAAACUCUUCCGCAAAUGCACCCUCAGCCGCAUCCUCCACCACAUCCGCAGGCUCAAUUCCAACCUCCCCCACAAAUGCACUCCCCGCCGCAUCCUCCACCACAUCCGCAGGCUCAAUUCCAACCUCCCCCACAAAUGCACUCCCCACCGCAUCCUCCGCCCGAUUCGCAGACUCAACCCCGGCCUCUCCCACAAAUACAGCCUCAACCUCAUCCACACCCCCAUCCGCAAUCACGCCAACAGCUUCCUGAACGACUACCCGCCAACAGCGGUGGAUUUCCUCCAAUGCAUCCACCUGCACAAAACCAGCUUCCACCCGGAGUUCAGGUAAUCAACGGACCUCCACCACAGCCUCGUUUGCAUAUUCCGCCACCAGCCAUGGUUCCCCCUCCAUCCAAACAAAGGCCUAUCCAUCAACAAUCUGGGAAAGGACAUUCAGCGCAAACGAAACAAAUUCAGCCAACUUCUCAGAUAAUUCACCUGGGAACGAAAAGCCCUUUCAAGGAAAAGCGUGCCAUCGAUCAGUGGCACGAUGCAGAGAGCAGUAACGGAGAUAACGACUCUGACCUUUUCGAGCUUGCUUAUGAUUCUUCUGAGACGGAUGAUUCCUUUUUGCCCAAUGAUUUUGAGCAAAAAGAUUAUAAGCACUACCGAUCACGCCAUACGUCUAGAGGCAGGCGUGAGCGGGAAAUCGCUUAUCGCACUCACCGUCGUCCCAACGCCAAUUACCCUGUUAGCCCGCGGCGACGAGACAGCCAGUAUAGCCAUGGCGAAGUUGAUCUUAUUCUAGCGAAAAGUUCCCAUCGUGGACAGCUCGUCCGUUCCGCGUCGGUCUCGCACGCUGCCCGCCCACCGUUGAAGUUAGUUCAUGCCAGCCGGAGUCCACGGACUCGCCUUCCUCCUCCCAGUCUAUCUUCUUUUCACUAUCCCAGCUUAACAAAUGAUAUUGUCGUUCCAAAGAAAUGGGAACUGGAGGGAUUGGAGCGUCAGAAAGAGAUUAACGAUUACGUAUGGAGAAAGCGUCUCGAACAAAUGGAGGACGACCUUAAACGUCGUGAGCGCAAUAUUGAAAGACGCGAAAUGAGGGUUGGUCAUUUUGACCUACCUGAACGAUCGCCAAUCCUUGAUUCAUACGAUCGGCUUGAUCGGAUGGAGCGACUAGACCGGGAACGUCGUCCUAUAGUGGAACCUCCUCGUCGACGAGACUCAUUCCACUAUGGAGGCCGGCUAUUUCGGUAA